Molecule: messenger RNA, 1488 nt
Organism: Gossypium arboreum
Lineage: Eukaryota; Viridiplantae; Streptophyta; Magnoliopsida; Malvales; Malvaceae
Product: protein BPS1, chloroplastic-like
Exons: 3
Coding region: 215-1273 (352 amino acids)
Source: RefSeq, a predicted model, not a curated record
UGAUUAAAUCAAACACUUCCUCGUCUUCAACUACUCCACAAAGAGGAAAAUUCAACGAAGCUGAAAAAUAAUACACAAAGUCAUUUUGAAGCUUUCGUUUGAAAAUUCCCAAUUGCUUUACCAGUACAAAGUCCGAUCUGUGGAGAAUUUUUGUUUCUGCUUGGUUUAAUCAGUCGUUUGGUUUAAGGAUAUAAACUUUAGUAAAUACAUCAAAAUGAGCCGUCCUCAAGAACCACAACGUUCUUUCUUCCAUUUUGGAAAUCCUUUCCGUUCACCAAAGGGUUCUCAUUUGCCUCCAGGACUUCUUUCUUUAUUGGAUAAGUUUGAGAAAACCUUGUCAGAGAGGCUGCAGAAACUUGUGCCUAAAGACAAGAGUGACAUCCUUAGCUUGUCAUGGAUGAAACUAGCAAUGGAAUCACUUUCCGAGAUUCACCGUGACAUAAAAAACCUGAUAACUGAGCUUGAGAUCCCUGUGACUGAUUGGGAUGAGAAAUGGAUAGAUGUGUAUCUGGACAUCAGUGUAAAGUUGCUUGAUAUUACUAUUGCUUUUACCUCUGAACUUACAAGGCUCAACCAAGGCCAUCUCUUACUUCAGUGUGUCUUGCAUAAGUUGGAAUCCAACUCCCCAGAUCAGUUCCUGCGGGCUUGUUCCUCACUUCAUAGCUGGAGAGAGCAAAUUCGCUCAAAAAAUCCCAGAGUUGAAACAUGUCGUCCUGUACUGGACAACCUUGUGGAAUCAUUGGACUUGCCGAAGGUAAGGAACUCUGCUAAGGGGAAGGUUCUGAUGCAUGCAAUGUACGGAGCUAAGGUGGCGACCACAUAUAUCUGUAGUGUCUUUGCCGCAGCUUUCUCUGGUUCUACUGAUAAUUUAUUAGAUUUGAAUUCGACUGUUCCUGCUACACUGCCAUGGGCACAAGUUUUCUAUAAUGUUCAAACAACUGUGAGUACGGAAAUUAAAAAUAUAUUUUCUCGUGGAGAAUUUACGGUUCUUAGAGAACUUCUUGCUGUUGAUAAUUGUGCCAAUAAAUUGUAUCCUUUGCUUCAAGACGGGUUCAGUCCUGCUCAAGAGGAAUCGUUCAAGCAUUCCGUUUCUGAUUUGAGGAAGACAGCAGAGGAGCUAUCGCAAGGGCUGGAUAAUCUUUCAAAGGUAGUAGAUGACUUUUUCAAAAUAGUUUUGUCUGGGCGUGAUGCUUUGCUUUGUAAUCUAAGAGCAGGUUGUGCUUCCCCAAAUUCAGUUCUGGGAAGAAACACAGACGAGCAAAUUGUGAGGUGAAUUAUGAAUGAAGUAAAGCUAAACUCUUCUGUAUACAGAUGGUUUAGGUAUGAGACCUGCUGUUUUCUAACUAGGGAUAUACAACCUUGUUUGGGUAAUGAAAGUAUUUAUUGUGUGAGUUGUAAGGUGUGUUAUACUAUAGUACUUGUUUGUACAUGUAUUUGGACCAUCCUAUGUCAAAUGCUAUAUAAAAAGGGCUUAUAUUUGUUUGCAAA